This is a messenger RNA of Nanorana parkeri, 4713 nucleotides long. RefSeq names its product topoisomerase (DNA) II binding protein 1 (gene TOPBP1). Gene Ontology annotation, biological process: mitotic DNA replication checkpoint signaling; DNA replication initiation; mitotic G2 DNA damage checkpoint signaling. NCBI's taxonomy places the organism in Eukaryota, Metazoa, Chordata, Amphibia, Anura, Dicroglossidae. The transcript has 28 exons. The coding region runs from base 64 to 4584 and encodes 1506 amino acids. The record is from RefSeq and is a predicted model, not a curated record.
GUCUGGGCACAGAACAUUCCAGGAGCGCACUGCUGUGUCCUAUGGUGCAUUGAUAAGUUUAUUAUGGCGAAAGGUGAAAAUGAGCCCUUUUAUGUGAAAUUUGUAAAUUCACCCGACAAUACUAAGUUCUUCUAUGAAGCACAUGAGGAAAUCAAGGCAUUUCAGUCAGAUGAAUAUCUACUGUUAAUUGAGGAAAAUGAGGCCCUCGCUUUGAAAGAAAAAGACAAAUCUCUUUAUGUGUGUGAUCCUUUUAGCGGUGCUGCCUUCAACCAUCUAAAAAAGCUUGGUUGUAGAAUAGUUGGACCCCAGGUUGUAAUAUUCUGCAUGAAGCAUCAAAGAUGUGUUCCACGGGCAGAGCAUCCUGUCUUCAAUAUGGUAAUGGCUGAUGUCACCAUUUCGUGCACAAGUCUUGAGAAAGAAACCAGGGAAGAGGUUCAUCAUUAUGUCCAGAUAAUGGGAGGAUGUGUCUAUCGAGAUCUUAAUAUUUCAGUCAGCCACCUGAUUGCUGGUGAAGUGGGUAGCAAGAAAUACCUUGUGGCAGCCAGUCUGCAGAAACCCAUCCUUCUCCCUUCGUGGGUGAAGGCCCUGUGGGAGAAGUCGCAGCAAAGGAUAAUUAGCUACAAAGAAGUGGACAUGGAGCAAUAUGUAUGUCCAAUUUUCCUUGGCUGCACCAUCUGUGUAACUGGGUUAAGCAGUCUGGAUAGGAAAGAGGUCCAGAGGCUGACCUGUUUACAUGGAGGACAGUAUACAGGUCAGCUGAAGAUGAAUGAGUCCACACAUCUUAUUGUGCAAGAGGCAAAAGGUCAAAAAUAUGAAUGUGCAAGAAAAUGGAAUGUGCACUGCGUAUCUAUUCAGUGGUUCUUUGACAGCAUCGAAAAAGGUUUCUGUCAGGAUGAAAGCAUGUACAAGACAGAGCCUGUAUCAUCAGCAAAAAUCAUACCAGAGACAUCCACUCCAACAGGAAACAGCAACAAACCUGAUCAUCGGGCACUUUCUGAUGUCAGCAACAUUUCUAAUAUAACCACUAGCUGUGUUAAUGAAUCUGCCUUUAAUUCUGUAAUGAGCACUAGGCUGGAACCUCCAAAUGACACUCUAGAGAACUUGGAUCUGAGUUCCGUACAGGCCCCCGAGGAUCUCCUGGAUGGCUGCAGGAUAUAUGUAUGUGGUUUUGGAGGAAGAAAACUGGAUAAGCUGAGAAAACUCAUUAACUGUGGAGGAGGAGUCCGCUUUAAUCAGCUGACUGGUGAUGUGACUCAUGUUAUUGUUGGGGAAAAUGAUGAGGAUCUAAAGCAAUUCUUGAACAAGACAGACCACAGGCCUUAUGUGCUAACAAUACAAUGGCUCCUAGACAGUUUUUCAAAGGGUACCUUGCAGCCCGAGGAGACGUAUUCCCAUUCUUCAUAUAAGCUAGCUGAAAUCCAAGCCCCUGCUCAACAAGUCCUCGGUACAUCUCUUCGUAAGGCAAGCACUACCAAUAACAGUGUUCGAAAAUCAUCCAACCUCACACUGAUGACCACACGUCAUCAGGCUGAUGAAGACCUGCUAUCUCAAUAUGCAGAAAGCGAUUCCACAUUAAUUGAACCAGGGAAUCCUAAACUGACCAUGCAGGAUGAUAUGCCAUCUUUUCCCAGCCAGAGUGGCCUGGGGGAAACAUCCACUAUUAUCGACGGUGGACUGUUCAGCAGGAAAUCUUUUAUGGUGUUGGGCUUUGUUGAGGAAGAUGAAGAUUGUGUCAUAGAAAUCAUAAAAAAGAAUGCUGGUAAAGUGCUGUCCUCUAAUAAGAGAGCAAUUGCUGAUUAUGCCGUGGUGCCUUUACUGGGAUGUGAGGUAGAGGCUACUGUCGGAGAAGUUGUCACCAAUGCUUGGCUGGGAAUGUGUAUAGAACAAGAACAACUUUUGGAUCCUCAAUCUAAUGCUCUUUUCACACCAGUGACCCAUCUAGAAGGCAGAACACCACUUAAAGACUGUGUCCUGUCUGUCAGUCAGUUUAUGGGAGCUGAAAGGGAUUCCUUAGUCUACCUAGCAGGUCUUCUUGGAGCCAAAGUCCAAGAGUUUUUUGUAAGAAAGGCCAAUCCAAAAAAAGGCAUGUUUGCCAGCACUCAUCUCGUGCUUCGAGAUCCUGACGGCUCCAAAUAUGAAGCAGCUAAGAAGUGGAAUUUGCCUGCUGUGACUAUGGCCUGGCUCCUACAGUGUGCCAGAACUGGCAAGAAAGCAGAUGAGAACCAGUAUCUUGUGGAGAACGCCAGUGUAGAUGAAGAGAGUUUUGUAAGUCAGACAUAUAGGCCGGUAGUAGCAAGACUAUCAAUGGAUACACCAGACCGUCCAGAAGCCUUGAAGAAAUCUGCAGUGACUCCAUUAGAUAUGAAUCGAUUUCAGAGCAAGGCAUUCCAGUCUGUACUUUCAAGGCACAACAAAAAGGUUCCAACACCUGGUGGGGAAACUAAAAUACCACAGAGGGAGCCAUCUCUUCAUCUUGACACACCUUCAAAAUUUUUAUGCCGAGAUAAACUUUUCAAGCCAACAUUUGAUGUUAAGGAUGCUCUGGCAGCUUUGGAAACUCCAGGUGGUCCCAACCAGAAGAACAAAACACAGAGCACCCCUUUGACAGAAGUGAUUGGAAGAAACCUGCAGUUAGCUCUUGCAAACAGUAACCGCCAAACUGCAGAACGUUCAGCUAGUCCUCAGUUAAAAAUGGCUGUGCAAAAACAAGUAAAUGAGGAGCCCACAAUUCUCAGUAAUGUUGUUAUUUGUGUGAGCAAGAAGCUUAGCAAAAAACAAGGGGAAUUAAAUGCUGUAGCUGCAUCUCUUGGAGCAGAGUACAGAUGGUGCUUUGAUGAAAGUGUAACGCACUUCAUUUAUCAAGGAAGACAAAACGACACCAAUCGGGAAUUCAAGUCUGUAAAAGAAAGAAAUGGCAUUCACAUUGUAUCUGAGCACUGGCUCCUGGCUUGUGCAGAAGAACAGAGGCAUGUCCCCGAGUCUCUAUAUCCUCAUACCUACAAUCCAAAAAUGAGCCUGGAUAUCAGUGGUGUUUUAGACGUACCACAUAGCAGCUACAAAAUUUCUACAACCCUAAAUGAUAAGGAUAAUGCGCUGCCAGAUGAAGAUGAGCAACCUAAAAUUGCUGAAAUUUCCCCUAAUACCACCCAUAACUCUGACAAAGCUCACAAUGCUCCAAAUGAUGUUAAGGGAGUUCUCACACAGACAUUGGAGAUGAGGGAAAAUUUCCAACGACAGUUGCAGGAGCUCAUGUCUGCAACAUCCAUAGUGAAAGCUCAAGGGCAGAGAUCAAUAUUAAGCAGAGCAGGUUUUGAUACAUCUCCCUGCACUCCGGAGGGUGCUCGUACAACACGUAAUGGCAGGAGCAGAGUAUUGGAAGCACGAAGAAACUCUCGCCAGAUGUUAACAGAUCUAAACACAGAACCAUCACAAAAUGAGCAAAUUAUUUGGGAUGACCCAACUGCAAGGGAAGAAAGGGCCAAGCUGGCCAGCAACUUACAGUGGCCUGACAGUCCCUCCCAGUGCACUGAACCUUUGCUGCCUCAUAAAGUUAAUGGUGAUGACCAAUCUCGGUUUAAAGAAUCCUUAACAGAUACAGAGAUAGCUGAAAUGGAGGCAUGUGAGUUAGCGCAUACUUCAGCCAGAGAAGCCUCAAAAAAAGAACCAGAUCUUCAGUCUCCAGUUAAAGAGGACCCUCUGAUCCCCACCCCACAGGCUCCAAGCAUUGCAUUUCCACUUGCCAAUCCCCCUGUAGCUCCUCAACCCAAAGAAAUGGUACUGCUUAGUGAGAAACCAGCAGAAGAAGUGGAAGAUAAAAAGGAACGGAGAUUCCAGCUUUCUUCUUUAAAUCCUCAGGAAAGAAUUGACUACUCUCAGCUCAUUGAGGAGCUAGGUGGAAUAGUAAUAGAUAAGCAGUGCUUUGAUCCAAGCUGUACGCAUAUCAUUGUUGGCCAUCCUCUCCGCAAUGAGAAAUAUCUCGCUUCAAUGGCUGCAGGAAAGUGGGUGCUUCAUAGAUCUUAUUUGGAGGCCUGCCGAGCUGUAAAACGCUUCAUUCAGGAAGAUGAUUAUGAGUGGGGAAGCAUCUCAAUACUGAAUGCUAUCAGUAGCAUCAGCCCCGUGCAGAGGUUGCUGGCAGAGGCAGCAAUGCAUUGGAGGAAGAAGCUGCAGAGGAUAAAACAAGAGACGGGCACUGUGGAGGGAGCAUUCAGUGGGUGGAAAGUGAUAUUAAAUGUUGACCAAGCAAAAGAAGCUGGCUUCAAACGUCUUCUCCAGUCAGGAGGGGCCAAGGUGUUCGUUGGCUACUCGUCCUCUCUGUUUAAAGAGGCAUCGCACCUGUUUGCAGACUUUGGUAAACUGAAACCUGAAGACGCCAGAGUCAGUGUAGCAGAAGCUGCAGCACAAGGAGUGAACUGUUUAAAACCAGAGUACAUAGCGGAUUACCUCAUGAAGGACCCGCCGCCUCCUGCCAGCAAAUACUGCCUUCCUGACGCAGUUUCUUCUCUUCAAGUGACGGGGAAUUCCCAUAAGAGGAAAAACUCUGGGGAGAACACUGAUGUCAAACGCUCCAGACUGUGUUACGAUUAGGAUUUUAACAUUCCCCUUAUUUAAGAUUCUAUGUGUGUCGUCUUAUAUCUGUAAAUGUGUGCAUAAAAUAGCAAUCAGCUCCACCAACUGAGCAUUUCAUGAAGUAUAAACAUAGUCGUGUAGCGGGGC